Daucus carota subsp. sativus is the source of this 1098-nucleotide messenger RNA. RefSeq lists its product as uncharacterized. Lineage: Eukaryota; Viridiplantae; Streptophyta; Magnoliopsida; Apiales; Apiaceae. The coding region runs from base 163 to 951 and encodes 262 amino acids. Gene Ontology annotation, cellular component: endoplasmic reticulum-Golgi intermediate compartment; Golgi membrane; endoplasmic reticulum membrane. The transcript is spliced from 5 exons. The record is from RefSeq and is a predicted model, not a curated record. Gene Ontology annotation, biological process: endoplasmic reticulum to Golgi vesicle-mediated transport.
GUCUACGCGCUAACUAAAAAACAUAAUUGGAUCCAUUUUGCUAUUUCUUGGAGCAAAAAGUGAAGCAGCAGUAAAGCAAAGGCUUCACUCAUUUUCUAAUCUCUACAGAUCCCAUUAGCUCUGCUCAUCUACCCUUUUCAAUCUUGUUAUUGUAAGCCAAACAUGUUUGAUAAUAUGGGAAACCCGCCAGAUGCACAGAAAAUUCCCUUUGGGAAUGCUUUCUCUGGUGCUGGUUCAGGGCUUAUUAGAGGUGGACUGGGCGCUUAUGGAGAGAAAAUUUUAGGAUCAAGUUCAGAGUACGUGCAAAGCAAUAUAAGUAGGUAUUUCUCAGAUCCCCAAUACUACUUUCAAGUCAAUGACCAUUAUGUGAGAAAUAAAUUGAAGGUCGUUCUAUUUCCUUUCCUUCACAGAGGUCAUUGGACAAGAAUUACUGAACCAGUUGGUGGUAGACUUUCUUACAAGCCCCCAAUAUAUGAUAUUAAUGCUCCAGAUCUGUAUAUUCCAUUCAUGGCAUUUGGUACCUACGUUGUUCUUGCGGGGUUCUCAUUGGGUCUUCAUGGAAAGUUUACCCCCGAAGCUCUGAAUUGGCUGUUUAUCAAGGGUUUGGUAGGUUGGUUCUUGCAAGUUUCACUAUUAAAGAUGUCAUUGUUUUCAUUGGGUAGCGGUGAGGCACCUUUACUUGAUAUUGUCGCAUAUGCUGGAUAUACCUUUACGGGUAUGUGUUUAGCUGUAUUCGUGAAAAUCGUGUGGAGCUAUUCGUACUACUUUUUGAUGCCAUGGACGUGCUUAUGCAUGGGAAUUUUCUUGGUAAAGACAAUGAAGAGAGUCCUUUUUGCGGAGGUGAGGACAUACGACUCAAGCAGGCACCACUACCUCCUGCUCUUCAUAGCUUUAGCUCAACUCCCACUAUAUGUGUGGCUUGGCAACAUCAGCCUGAACUGGUUAUUUUGAGCGAGAUGCCUUAUUGUUGUAGUUAGCAACAGUUAUAAGAUUAUAAUUGAUUCAGUCACUUAAUGUGAUCAAAACAGCGGAUUCUCCAUUGUUUGACAAUUCAUUAUAUGAUAUACAGAAAUGUAACAGAGCAUCUUCAGAACUCCA